UCACCGCAGACCUCCACGGAAGCCCUCUACCUGGACGACGCCACGCUCGUCACCACGACGACCACCGUCCUCUCCUAUCAACCCAUCUCAGCACUGAGCGACCAAGACCGAUCGCUAGCCAAGAACAUCCCCCCGGAAGACUACGCCCUCACGACCCGCCAAACAGUCUUCUACCCGCAAGGCGGCGGGCAACCCAGCGACACGGGCGUGAUCCUGGUUGCAGACAACACCAGCACCGACCACCCUUCCACCUUCGAAGUACACCUCGUCCGCAAGACGGCGGAUGGCAGUAUUCUGCACUUCGGGCACUUCAUCCCUCCCGCCACCGCACUCCCCCUCACCAUCGGCCAAUCAGUAACCCAGACCAUCGACGCAGUCAAACGCAACUACCACUCCCGCCUACACACAGCAGGGCACAUCAUCGGACUAGCGAUGCGACUGCUGGCGCCGCAGCUGGGCGAGCGGAAGAAAGUGAAAGCCAACCACGCGCCGCGCGAGGCCUGCAUGGAGUUCGAGGGGCUGCUGUACAACGAGCACAAGCCGCUGAUCGAGGGCAAGGUCAACGAGCUCGUGCAGCGCGCGCUCCCCGUCACCAUCGCCUGGUGGGAGGAGAGUGAGAUCCAGAAGGCGGAGCUGAAUAUGGUUGAGGGGUUGCAGCUGGGUGGCGAUGGGCGCGUGCGCAUCGCGGAGAUCGCCGAUCUGGAUGCUAACCCCUGUGGUGGUACGCAUGUCGCGCAUACCGGCUUGACGGGGUAUAUUACCAUCCGGAAGAUAAGUCGCCAGAAGGGGGUUACGAAGUUGUCGUAUGAGGUGCCUGUGGAGAUCUAGGGGAGGGAAAAUUAUGGGAUGUGUAUGAAGGAACUGCUUGCAUUGGUAGUUGGUGGGGUUGGGGUUGAGAGAAUGUAAGUAUACGGAUGAUCGUAAUAAUAUAUGGUUUUUUGGUAAGCGUACUAUACUUCUGCAUUCCAGAUUUGAGCAUCAUAGUAUUUGAGGGAAUGGUGCGCAUGAUUGAGCUGGUGACUGCGCUAUCGCCGGGGUCGCAUCUGGUCUUGAAGGCGGGUUUUUUGAUCGCUAUUCAAAUCUCAGAGUA
Aspergillus homomorphus CBS 101889 is the source of this 1090-nucleotide messenger RNA. Its product is annotated as ThrRS/AlaRS common domain-containing protein. The annotation marks the transcript as partial. The transcript has a single exon. Gene Ontology annotation, biological process: regulation of translational fidelity; alanyl-tRNA aminoacylation. NCBI's taxonomy places the organism in Eukaryota, Fungi, Ascomycota, Eurotiomycetes, Eurotiales, Aspergillaceae. Gene Ontology annotation, molecular function: nucleic acid binding; Ser-tRNA(Ala) deacylase activity; alanine-tRNA ligase activity. The record is from RefSeq and is a predicted model, not a curated record.